This is a messenger RNA of Pseudogymnoascus verrucosus, 2256 nucleotides long. RefSeq lists its product as uncharacterized. The record is from RefSeq and is a predicted model, not a curated record. Bases 1 to 2073 code for a protein of 690 amino acids. The transcript has 3 exons. Gene Ontology annotation, molecular function: hydrolase activity, hydrolyzing O-glycosyl compounds. Lineage: Eukaryota; Fungi; Ascomycota; Leotiomycetes; Thelebolales; Thelebolaceae. Gene Ontology annotation, biological process: carbohydrate metabolic process.
AUGCAUCUUUUUACUAGAGAUGGCCUCCUCAAGGUGGCCGUCUUAUCGUUAACCUCCUCCAGCUAUGGGCGGCUUCUGACUAUCCCAUCGACUCCAUUUGAGGAGGCUUCUACAGGGGAGAAACUCCCUCUCAACAGUGUCCGUAAGGUCAUUGUUGGCAAGCGGUUUGCAUCUACUGUCAACAAAAACGGGCGCACGCUCAUCCCCCAACACUCGCCGAAUUCGCCAAAACUUUUGAGGGAGAUCUUCAACCCGCUCUUGGUAGCCAUGUUACUCUGGAAUAUGGCGACAAAACCUAAAAAGGGCUCGAUCUUUUUGACAAUUGAUUCUGAUACCAAGUUCAGUGAUGUUGCUGGACGUCCUUCUUCUGAAGAGUAUUCUCUCUCGGUAACAAAAGAGGGAAUUACUAUUGCUGGAGCAUCUCCUCUCGGGACUUGGUGGGGAACUCGCUCUGUCCUCCAAGCGGCCGCUGUUGGCGACAAUAAGAUCCCGUAUGGAACCGGUGUUGAUAGCCCAGGGUGGGGGACUCGGGGAGUGAUGCACAGUGAAGAAUUCGGCAACAACGUAUACCAUGGCUUCCGCCUGCCGUCUGACAACCCUGCGCUUGCCGACCUUAGCUCGCCCGCAAAUGAGUCCUACACGCGCGCGGUAUUUGACGAUAUUCAGGAAAAGUGUGCAGCGCGAGGUGUCACUGUCUUUCCUGAACUCGAGACGCCAGGUCACGCCCUCGCAAUCACUCAGUGGAAGCCCCAGCUAGCCCUUGAUCACGACAUCAGCAUGCUUAACCUGAGCCAUCCCGAGACACUCCCUGCUGUGCAAUCUAUCUGGGAGACAUUCCUUCCUUGGUUUUACUCUGACACGGUGCAUAUCGGAGCCGACGAAUAUGACUCGGGCUUUAUUGAUGUCUACAUCGAUUUUGUCAACAAUAUGUAUAAAUUCAUGUCUGCACAGUCGCCACCCCGCAAGAUGUUCAGUUGGGGUACCUUCCCACGAGAGCCCGGCCAAACUGAUAUUAAUAAAGAUGUUACAAUUCAGCACUGGACUGGCGGGAUGGACAACGCACUACCCGACUACCUUAACAAGGGGUUUAACAUGGUCAACUCAGAUGAUGCAUUCUAUAUAGUAGGAAAGUCUGCAGUAAACAGCUAUCCUAGGUCUCUCAAUCUGACUCGCGCCUUCGCUGGAAAUCCUGCUGGUGGAGCGUAUGCACCAAAUAUCUUCGAUUCAAGAGACGCAACAAAUAACCCUCCGCGGGACCACCCUGGAGUUCUAGGUCACAUUGCGGCCCAGUGGAACGAUUUGGGGCCCAACGCUACCACCGUCUCAGAGGCAUAUUACGCAUGGAGAGAUGCACUUCCCGGUCUUGCUGAUAAGCAGUGGGGCGGAGACCUCACUCUUGAAGAGUACGAGGGUGUUUUCGACAUGAUCCAUGCCGCCAUUCCAGCGCAGAACCUCGACCGUAACAUUCCUUCCCGAUCGGAUACGGUUGCCCACUACAAGUUUGAUUCUCAUCCCAAGAACCUUGGGAAAAUCAACGACUACUCAGGGAAUGUGUAUCAUGCUACCCUCUAUGGAUGUUCGAUCUCUAAUUCCGAGGUCAAAUUCGACGGGAACUGCUACAUUGAGACCCCACUCCAGAGCAAGGGCAGGAACUACACCCUCUCUUUCUCUAUUAAACCCACCAGCGACAAGUCUGGUGCUCUCGUCACUGGCAGAGACUCGAUUCUCACUACCGGGAAUGGCGAUUCGAAGCAGGUGAUUCUCAGUACCGGAGGAGAGGCGUAUUCAGUCGAUUACUCGUUCCCAGUCGGCUCAUGGACGGAGGUCAGCCUGAUUGGCGCUGGAACGCAGACGUUCCUGACCGUCAAGUCCGAGGGAGGAGAAGCCUCGACGACGGAGAUUCAGACUAUACUCGGAUUGCUUGCGAACGGACUAAAGCCGGCUGUUAUUGCCAUAGAGGCCCCAUUUGGCACGAUCGGACGCGGCUUUGAGGGGUAUAUGAAGGAUGUCGUUCUCAAGCAGACUGCUUCCAUAUACUCUGUUAAUAAUGAUAACGAGUGGAUGAAGACUUAGAUAAUAAACUAUUGCUGCUACAGUCGCUGGGGUUUUGAUUCGUUCAGAGCUGGUGUUGCAGAGCAUGGUUGCACAAUGCAACCGCUGAAUAAUAUUGUCCUACAGAGAUCUGUGUCACACAAAGUGAGGGGGGGAUAUGCUGGUGCCCUUCAACUCCAAAAAAUAUCUCUGACUUACUGAGAG